GCCGACCUCGUCAUCGAGUCUUUGGAGCUCCAAAUGCGCACAGACCCAGUGUAUUCCGUGUCCAUCUGCUGCCAGGUUGGGGCGCUGGCGGAGGUUCUGGACAUCUCCCGCAACCUCUUCUCCAAUUUUCGGGUUCGUGCCGUUCUGCACCGCAACCCCGUGGCAUGGGACUUAGAGGUCGUUCAGUCGGACGGGCUUGCCUAUGCUGCCAUCCAGAGCCAGCAGCCUCCAGGUGGCACCAGUGUCACCUCAUCCAGUUCCCAAAGACUCUUGCGAAGGAGGUCUGGCAGAGCUUGUUGCGGAGACGAGGGCUGCAACGCUCCGCAAGCUCGAGAUGAUGGCCUGAAU
Messenger RNA from Symbiodinium sp. CCMP2456, 348 nucleotides. The record is from the annotation of a GenBank genome assembly. NCBI's taxonomy places the organism in Eukaryota, Dinophyceae, Suessiales, Symbiodiniaceae.